Molecule: messenger RNA, 2651 nt
Organism: Microcebus murinus (gray mouse lemur)
Lineage: Eukaryota; Metazoa; Chordata; Mammalia; Primates; Cheirogaleidae
Source: RefSeq, a predicted model, not a curated record
GGAGCCGGACUCUGGCCCGGGCGCGCCCCACGGGGCGGAGCCAGACCUGCAGGCGGCGGCGACACCGGCACCGCCCCGGGAGCCGGUCUUGGCCAGGAGGCCCGAGCGCCCGGGGAAGGAGCAGCACCGGGACCCCGCGCGGGCGCAGCGCCCCCAAGGUAGGCGAGCCUGGGAACCCACGGGCCCAGUCCCCGCGGCACGCGCCAGGUCACCCUCGCCAGAAUUCACAAUGACAACAGUGACAGUGACCACAACCACAGAAAUUCCCCCAAGGGGUAAGAUAGAAGAUAAUUCUGCCUUGUAUGAUUCUGCAUCGGCUCACAUUAUCGAAGAAACUGAAUAUGUGAAAAAGAUUCGAACUACUCUGGAAAAGAUCCGAAAUCAAAUGUUUAAAGAUGAAGUAGGACAUAACAGUACAAAUCACAAACUAGAUGUAAAGCACUAUGGAAACAUUCAGAAUGGCUCUGAUCCUGAAAUGGAUCCUUCUUGUUGCAGUUUGGAUUUGCUCAUGAAAGAGAUGAAAGGAAAAGACCUACAACUCUUAGAAAUGAACAAAGAGAAUGAAGUAUUGAAAAUCAAGCUGGAAGCCUCCAGAGAAGCAGGAGCAGCGGCUCUGAGAAACGUAGCCCAGAGAUUAUUUGAAAACUACCAAACACAAUCUGAAGAAGUGAGAAAAAAGCAUGAAGACAGUAAACACUUACUCCAGGUUAACAAGCUCGAAGAAGAACAGAAAUUGAAACAACAGGUUGAAAAUCUGAAUCGAGUCACUGAAAAACUUGAAGAAAAACACAGUCAAAUCACAGAAUUGGAGAACUUUGUACAGAGAAUGGAAAAAGAAAAGAAAACACUACUAGAAAGAAAACAGUCUUUGGAAAACAAGCUGCUGCAAUUCAAAUCCAGCCCUACAUGUACCAAAAGUUGCCGGGAUCUUCAAAUGGAGAUUUCCACUCUCCAGGAGCAAAUCUCUCAUCUGCAGUUUGUGAUUCACUCCCAACAUCAGAACCUGCGCAGUGUCAUCCAGGAGAUAGAGGGAUUAAAAAGUAAUUUGAAAGAACAAGAUAAAAGGAUUGAAAAUCUGAAAGAAAAAGUGAACGUACUGGAAGCCCAGAAUAAAGAACUAAAAACCAAGGUGGCACUUUGUUCUGAAACUCCUAGGACAAAAGUAUCUAAGGCUGUCUCUACAAGUGAAUUGAAGACUGAAGACAUCUCUCCAUAUUUGAUGUUGAUUAGGCUACGGAAAUGAACUGGCUUGCUGAAGAUCAGAUUGAUAUAGACUAUGUGGGUCAUAUUUAUUCCUUGAAGCACAACCCAGACUUCCUUGUUGAAAUAGAACCAUGCUGGUAAUGGAAUAGAAUUUAUUAUAUAUGAGUAGUUUUGCAAGAAGAUGACAUUCCAAAAAAACCAAAACAAAUAUAUAUUUAAGGGAAGGGCUCUCUCUUCGAAACUUAUCAAAUAGGUGAAGAAAGCGGGUGCUUUUGAAUGAUGGAAGAUGUAUUCUGAUAUAUAUAUAUAAUUUUAGAAUAUUAUGGGGGUACAAGUGUUAAGGUUACUUAUAUUGCCCAUGCCCCCCUCACCCCUCGAGAAUCUGAGUUUUGCUUUCAGAUUUUUGCUAAAGGGACUGUUUUAAGAUGGUCGACUCUGACCUUUUGAUAAUAGUUUUUAAGUGUACAAAUGGAAGAGUAGAGUAUAUUAUAUGUAUGAACAAGCAAUAUAUUUUAAAAUUGACCUUUGGAUAAUAAGAAAGAUCUUACAACAUAAAUUCAUCUCCUGAUCCAUUAUUAGUGGGAGGGUUAUUCCCUACUGAAUUAUAGGCACAAUGAGGAAUGGAUUCCUUUUAGUUAAUUCCUCUACCCACAUUAUUCUCCAGUUGAGAACUGUGGUGCCUGCCUGACCUUAGAAAGUUACUGUUUUUCAAUUGCUCUGGGAUUAAAAAUUGGUUGCUCAACGUAACCCAGACACAGAAACAUCCAGGCAUGCACAUGGUACACUCUGCCUUUGUGACUAAUUUUCUUUUUGAUAUGUAUUAAUAUUACUUAAUUAAAAUAUUUGGGGGAAGAAUAAAACAUGCUGUUAGCCCAUACUUCUAUAAAAAUCUAUAUAUUACAGGCUAAAAAAAAUGGCUGCUGUCUUCAGCCAGGAAGAAUUUGAAUUCAUGAACUGGAAUGAUAUGUCUAGUGUUCUUGUGAAAGUGUACUUAAAUUUUAAGACACGCCAUCAUUACAGGUGGAGUUUGUGAUUGCUAUGAGUAAAACCAAACUCUGACUUGCAGAAAUACAAACAUACUGAUAAUCAGGAAAGCAGAACACAAUUAAAUGAAUAAUGAGAGACCUUAGUCACCCUAAAGAGGGAAUUCCCGUUAGACCUUUGUUCUUCCUCUAUGGUGUACAACUUUAAACACUUUCUCAGGAAAGGUGCUUCAAGCCUUUCAAUGUAGAAUGUGGAAAUAUCAGUGUUUUCUAUAAAAUGUUUGAAGGUAUGUAAACAUGGAAUGAAGUAAUGUAUUUAUAUAAUAAUUGCAUCCAAGUACUGUAAUCCUUGAAAUGUGUAACCAUAUGUGAGUGUUAUCGUUCAUGGUGUCUUUGGAAACAUUUUUAUUACUUGCUAAGUUUGAAGGCAUAGUUUAUUAAUAUUUGUUAAUUAUUUAUUAACAA